AGGUGGUGAGAUCAUUGUCACUGAUAUGGAUCUCAUUAAAAAGAGUAACUUGAACAGGCAGUUUUUGUUCCGACCGCAUGAUGUACAGCAGCCCAAAUCGAGCGUAGCAGCAAAGGCCGUGAAGCGCAUGAACGGCGAUAUCAAAGUGGUUUCCCAUGAGAACCGUGUUUGUCCAGAAACAGAGAAGAUUUACGACGACAAAUUCUUUGAACGUUUGGAUGGCGUUGCUAAUACUCUGGAUAACAUAGACGCGCGCAACUACAUGGAUCGCCACUGCGUCUAUUACCGGAAGCCCUUUUUGGAAUCGGGUACACUCAGUACGAUGGGUAACAUUCAGGUCGUGGUGCCAUUCUUGACCGAGUCCUACAGUUCUUCGCAGGAUCCUCCGGAGAAGUCAAUCCCUAUCUGUACGCUGAAGAAUUUCCCGAAUGCUAUUGAGCAUACUCUGUAUGCUUUACGCGUUCUUCAUGUCCAAGGAUAAGAAGACGGAACUAUUGGCCAUGUCGAUGUCUGAGGUGGUGAGGCGUGUCGAGAUUUGCUGCAACGACGACGACGGAAACGAUGUGGAAAUUCCUUACGUGCGUUACAUUUUACCCUAGAGCGGCGGACCGUAGAUUCUAGCUUUACUUUAUAGGGUAACAGAAAUGAUAACACACUCACUUUUACACAGACACACGCAAAUUAUUAAGGGAGAGAAAAGAUAGCGUUUGAAUGAACUUACACCGAUACAAACACACACAGAUACAAACACUUGAGCAUAUUAUUAACAUUGAAGAGACUUUUGAAAAGAAUCGAAUCAGCUAUUUAAAAUAGAAGUGAAUAGUAAAAUCCUU
This is a messenger RNA of Armigeres subalbatus, 833 nucleotides long. RefSeq names its product ubiquitin-like modifier-activating enzyme 1. Gene Ontology annotation, biological process: ubiquitin-dependent protein catabolic process; DNA damage response; protein ubiquitination. The record is from RefSeq and is a predicted model, not a curated record. Gene Ontology annotation, molecular function: ubiquitin activating enzyme activity. The transcript has a single exon. NCBI's taxonomy places the organism in Eukaryota, Metazoa, Arthropoda, Insecta, Diptera, Culicidae. Gene Ontology annotation, cellular component: nucleus; cytoplasm. Bases 26 to 481 code for a protein of 151 amino acids.